Messenger RNA from Medicago truncatula (barrel medic), 1233 nucleotides. Its product is annotated as S-protein homolog 1. The record is from RefSeq and is a predicted model, not a curated record. The transcript has a single exon. NCBI's taxonomy places the organism in Eukaryota, Viridiplantae, Streptophyta, Magnoliopsida, Fabales, Fabaceae. Bases 138 to 734 code for a protein of 198 amino acids.
CAGUGUUCAUCCCAAAAACAAAAUUGAGAAAAUAUUACUGUUCUAGUCUUUUUCUUGGAUUUUAUACCACUGAUUAUGUAUGAAUCCUUACCCGUGUCUUUGAAGUAAAAACUUCCCAUAUCUAUUUAAAAUGCAGCAUGCUACAUCAUAAAUUCCAAAAUCUCAAUCAAAAGGAUUCACAAUCUUUUGCAAUUGCAUACAAUAAGUUAACACAUUAUAUAGUACUAUUACACAAGUCCUACAAAGCAGCAACAACAACAAACAUGGAAAAGAAGAAAGGAAAUUCAACUAGCUAUCUUUUGGCACUAGGGUUCAUUUUGGCUUUAACCUUUCCAACCCUUUUGAGUGCUUCAAGAUUUUAUGCAAUAAAAGAUCAUUUGUUCCCUGAAUUCAUAAAGUGGCAUGUAUCUGUUGUCAAUUCGUUGAACUACAACCAGAUUUUGUUCACACAUUGCAAAUCAUCAGAAGAUGAUGUUGGCAUCAAUAACCUGUCUCCAGGUUCCAAUAUCACUUGGAGUUUUAGGACUGAUUUCUUCCACUCAACAAUGUUUUGGUGCUACGUGACCAAAGACAGCGCUUCUCUUAAGUUUGAGGCUUUCCGGUAUGAUGAGCGUCUAUUCAAUAAGUGUGAUUGGAAGAACUGCAUUUGGGUUGCUAAAGAUGAUGGGGUUUAUCUGAAAAAUUUGAGUCAAAGACUUGACGAGUUGGUGUAUAAGUGGGAUACUGGAAUGUGAUGAUGCUAGUAUGUUUAUUUUUUUUCUUUCUUUCAAUAAAUCAUAUCAUAGGAAAGUAUGUGUUGAUUCAGUUUAGAUAGAAUAGGUUUUAAGGAUUGGUUAUGUUUGUUUGGCUUGCAUGGAGUUUGAUUAAUUUGUACUGAUGGUUUGGUUUUUUAUAUUCAUGUUGAUCUUUUGUUGCAUUAUUAUUAUACUUAUGUGACCCUAGCCUGUGCAUAGUGUCAACCAAUGAAGUUAGAGAUGAGAUCUUAAUAUGGUCUAUAAGAUAAAUUUUUGCAGCAGGAGCUCGGGUCAAACUGUAUGAAGAGAAAAGAAAUAAAUUCCAUUAUUAGGAAUGAAUAAAACAAAGAUAAAAGGGGAAUGCUGAUGGCUCAUAAAAUAGAAGGAAUCCUAAAACUUGUCAUGAUGUAACAAAAAAUUAGAUCAACUACAUGUUCAUCAAUUUCAUUUGCGUGGAGCACUCAAAGAAUUGCAAGUACUCCUUCCAUUCCUUUUUAAG